AUGGAGCCACACAGACUCACCGCAACCGAAGCCCUCCAGCUCAUCCAAUCUAACACCCUCACCGUCGAAUCGUACGCCCGCGCGCUACUCUCCAGAAUCGAGUCGCGCGACCCCGCAGUCAAGGCAUGGGUCCAUCUCAACCCGGACGCCGUGCUGCAACAGGCCCGGCUACUCGAUCAAAUCCCCGUUGCCCAGCGCGGUCCGUUGCAUGGAAUUCCAGUUGCCGUAAAGGAUGUUAUCUAUACCAAGGACAUGCCAACCCAGCAUAACUCGCCGUUAUACAAGGAUAGCCAUGUCGCCGUUGACGCUGCCGUCGUCGCGAGUCUGCGUGCUGCGGGCGCUCUUAUAUUCGGAAAAACAACAACGACCGAAUUCGCCGCGAUGGUUGUCGGGCCUGCUACCCGGAACCCACAUUCUAUAUCUAACUCUAGUGCCACUGAUAGUGCUGGAAUUCGCACACCAGGCGGGUCAAGCUCCGGCUCUGCAGCCGCUGUAGCGGAUUUCCAGAUCCCGAUUGCAUUAGGGACGCAGACGGGUGGGAGUACAGUGCGGCCUGGGAGCUUUAAUGGGGUUUACGGCUUCAAACCGACCUGGAAUGCCGUGAGUCGCGAGGGGUGUAAGGUUUAUGCGAUUACGCUUGAUACGGUCGGUUACUUUGCACGCGGGGUUGGGGAUUUGAGGCUGUUGGGCCGGGUUUUGGGGGUGGAUGAUUACGGUUUUGACGACAAGGGUAGGUUUAAAGGGCUGGAAGGGGCGAGGAUUGGCGUUGUGAAGAGUCCCGCUUGGGAUUCUGCUGGGAACGGGACGGUCGAUGCAUUGGAAAGGGGCAAGGUGCUGCUUGAGAAACACGGCGCUGUGGUCGAGGAGGUACAACUUCCUGCUGAGUUUGAUAAAUUGCCCGACUGGCAUGUCAAGAUCAUGGCUGCAGAGGGCCGCGUGAAUUUCCUCUCUGAAUAUCGCAAGGACAAGACGCAGAUCCACCCCGAGCUAUCUGCGGCUGUGGAGAAUGUGUCUGGUCUUACGCGCGUGAAGGAACUGGAGGCCUUCGAUGGCGUUGCGAUGCUGAGGCCGCGUAUUGAUGAGAUUGCGAAUCGAUAUGAUGCACUGCUUACGCCUAGUGUCCCUGAUGAGGCGCCUCUGGGGCUGGGGAGUACGGGGAGUGCGGUGUUUAAUCGGAUCUGGACGGCACUGCAUGUCCCUGUUGUGACUGUUCCUGGCUUCGGGGGCGAGAAUGGAAUGCCUAUAGGUCUGACCCUAGUCGCAGCUAGAUACCAUGACCAGCAUCUACUGAAUGUUGCUGAGGCGGUUGGGAAGGUGUUUGAGGAAGAGGGAGGGUGGAAGUCAUCUUUAUAA
Molecule: messenger RNA, 1353 nt
Organism: Aspergillus versicolor CBS 583.65
Lineage: Eukaryota; Fungi; Ascomycota; Eurotiomycetes; Eurotiales; Aspergillaceae
Product: amidase
Exons: 4
Coding region: 1-1353 (450 amino acids)
Source: RefSeq, a predicted model, not a curated record